GUCGGUCACGUGAUAGCCACAGUCCUGUCAGACAGAAUGAACCGGUGAAAACGGCGCACGACAUUGUGUUUCCUGCAUCUGUGUGUUUGUGGAUCUCAUGGCUGCUGUUUGGCAGCAGGUGUUGGCAGUGGACGCAAGGUACAAUGCUUACCGCACACCUACGUUCCCCCAGUUCCGCACGCAGUACAUCCGCCGGCGCAGCCAGCUGCUCCGCGAGAAUGCCAAGUGUGGCUUUGAGCCGGGGCUGCGCAGGCAGUACCUGCGUCUGCGCAGUCAGUUGCUCGCCCUGCGUUACGGGCCUCUCUCAGAGCAGAGCAGCUUCAGAGCCAGCAGUGUGCGCAGUUCCCGCACCACACUGGAUCGCAUGGAGGACUUCGAGGAGGAUCCCAGGGCUCAAGGUGCCAGAGGUCACCGAAGAUCAGUAAGCCGAGGUUCUUACCAGCUGCAAGCCCAGAUGAACAGAGCAGUGUACGAUGAAAGGCCUCCAGGUAGUCUGGUGCCCACCUCAGUGGCAGAAGCCAGUCGUGCCAUGGCAGGUGACACCACCCUUAGUGAGAACUACGCAUUUGCUGGCAUGUAUCACAUCUUUGAUCAGCAUGUCGACUCAGCUGUUCCGCGGCUGCAGUUUGCCAAUGAUGACAAGCACCUCCUUGCCUGCUGCUCAUUGGAUGGAACGUUGUCAAUCAUGACACUUUCCCCACCUCCACCGAUUGUAAAGGUGAUGCUGAAGGGUCACGCCGGGCCCGUCACUGACUUUGCCUGGUCGCUAAGCAAUGACAUCAUUGUUUCCACUUCAAAAGACGGCACACUGCGUAUUUGGAACACAGAGGACGGGCGCUGUAUCCGAGAGGUUGUUGACCCGGAAGGAAGCGAACUCCUGUGCUGUACUUUUCAGCCCAUGAACAACAACCUCACUGUGGUUGGUAACAGUAAACACCUCCUGCAGGUGGUGAACAUCUCCACUGGGAAGAAGGUAAAGGGAGGGUCCAGUAAACUCACCGGUCAAGUUCUCUCGCUCUCAUUUGAUGCUCCAGGGAGAAUCUUGUGGGCUGGUGAUGACAGGGGAAGCAUUUUCUCCUUCCUCUUUGACAUGGCCACAGGAAAACUGACAAAAGCUAAAAGGCUGGUAGUAAAUGAAGGCAGCUCAAUCUCCAGCAUCUCCGCACGCUCCUGGAUCAGCCGAGAGGCACGGGACCCAUCCCUGCUCAUCAAUGCCUGUGUUAACAAAGUUCUGUUGUACAGGGUUGUGGAUAAUGAGGGGACUUUACAACUAAAGAGGAGUUUCCCCAUCCAACAUGGAUCUCAACAGCUACACAGCAUCUUCUGUCCCCUUAUGUCCUUCAGACAGGGAGCUUGUGUUGUCACUGGCAGCGAGGACGCUUGCGUCUACUUUUUUGAUGUGGAGCGCAACACUAAGGCUAUCGUUAAUAAGCUGCAGGGCCACAGCGGGCCCGUGCUGGAUGUCAGCUUUAACUGCGACGAAAGCCUUCUGGCCUCAUCUGACGCCACUGGAAUGGUGAUCAUCUGGAGACGAGAGCAGAAGUAACCACAGCAACUCCAAGCUUUCGCUACAGCAUCUUACAUGCGGGCUGACUUGAAUCAUGUGCAAUUAAACAACAGAUCUCUACUGUAAAUGUAAAAAUUACUGUUGUAAUGGUGUAUUCGAUGCGUCUGAACUAACUCUGAAGGGACCACGUGCUCUGUUAUCUUUGUUUUGGGACUGACUUUACUAUUUUUGUUGGUUUAGGAUGUGAUGCUUGUUUGUGACUAUGUGGACCUCAUCAGUGCUUGGGAGCCUAAAUGUUUAACUUAAAUGGGAGAUGGGGUUAAUGUAAUACUUUGUUUGCCUUGUGUGACUUUGUAAACCGUAUGAAUGAGAGCGUUUGAGGCAAUAGAAAAUGUCACUGAAAUGUAUUUGCUUGCACAAUAACACUACUGUAUUUAUGCCUUGUCCAAAUCCAAUAAAUAUCACACUAACUAAAUAUA
Molecule: messenger RNA, 1986 nt
Organism: Triplophysa dalaica
Lineage: Eukaryota; Metazoa; Chordata; Actinopteri; Cypriniformes; Nemacheilidae
Gene: wdr13
Product: WD repeat domain 13
Exons: 10
Coding region: 98-1546 (482 amino acids)
Cellular component (GO): nucleus
Molecular function (GO): protein binding; promoter-specific chromatin binding
Source: RefSeq, a predicted model, not a curated record